GAAAAAGUGCGAGUGGAGCUGCAGAAGAAUUAAUCCACAGCUUUGAUAGACCAAAGUCCCACAUUAUUCUUAUAAUUGAGGGAUUUGAGACUGUUAUGUUUUGGUCUAAGUUUGAUAUAUGGCCUCAGGCAACUAAUGUAGCUGUUUCUGAGGAUGGUAGAGACUAGAGGCAAAGUUGCUGCUCUUUUAAAACGACAAGGGGUUAAUGUCAAGGGUCUUUUAAAAGCUGCUUCUGCAAAAGAAGAAGAGCCACAAUCAUAUAUUGAUUGCACCGAAAUUUUGCAGGCUUUCUCCUCCUUUUCUGACAUAAAUUACCACUAUUAAUUCAGGGACUUCUCCCACAUUGUUCUUGUCCACUACCUGGAAUUAACGGAUAGAGUUUAUGAUUUAUCCUAUCACUUCUUUUUUUUCCCUUUUCUGUCAGCCAUCUUCUGAAAUGAACUUAUGAAUUUUAUUUUAUACACUUUGCUUUUUACUUCCUAAGAAAAUCAUUUGGCUGAUGCAGUUUACAACCCAAAUUAAACUGAAAAUUUGUUG
Rubroshorea leprosula is the source of this 537-nucleotide messenger RNA. NCBI's taxonomy places the organism in Eukaryota, Viridiplantae, Streptophyta, Magnoliopsida, Malvales, Dipterocarpaceae. The record is from the annotation of a GenBank genome assembly.